Messenger RNA from Chenopodium quinoa (quinoa), 1640 nucleotides. Its product is annotated as probable WRKY transcription factor 65. The transcript has 3 exons. Bases 321 to 1019 code for a protein of 232 amino acids. Gene Ontology annotation, molecular function: sequence-specific DNA binding; DNA-binding transcription factor activity. NCBI's taxonomy places the organism in Eukaryota, Viridiplantae, Streptophyta, Magnoliopsida, Caryophyllales, Amaranthaceae. The record is from RefSeq and is a predicted model, not a curated record. Gene Ontology annotation, biological process: regulation of DNA-templated transcription.
GUAAGUUGUUCAAUUCUACUUUCUUUGUUUCAAAAUCAAAGUUUGUAAAUUCUUACCAUCAAAUUAUAUAUAUACUAAACAAGUAGGUAGAUUGAGUAUGUAGUUGCAUUACUUAGCAUGUAUGGAAGUUAAGUUAUAAUAUACGGAGAAAAAUAGAAAAUAGAAAGUGGGGUGGGCAAAGUAGCAAAAUAAGAGGUGUUAUACAAUAUAUUUAUUGACCAUAUUAUAUAUCAAUUCAUGUGAUUUGACCGUUAUAUAUACACUCUUUUUGUUCCAAAGAAAAAAAUUAGGAAAUCAUCCAAAAACAAAUUGCUCUUAUUAUGGAUGGUUCUUCUACUUCUACUUCUCUAAAACCAUGCAAAAGUUCAAUGUCCGAAAAUCAGGCCUCCAAAAAAAGGAAGUUAGAGGAUGAUGAGAAGAUAGUAGUGAAGGUUAAGAUUGAAGCAAAAAAGGGAGAUCAACAACAAAAGAAUAAUGGGCCUCCUUCUGAUUCUUGGUCUUGGAGAAAAUAUGGACAAAAGCCCAUUAAAGGAUCUCCUUAUCCAAGGGGUUAUUAUAGAUGCAGCACAAUGAAGGGAUGCUUAGCUAAAAAACAAGUAGAGAGGAGCAAAGAAGAUGCUUCAAUUCUUGUAAUCACUUACACAUCAGCCCAUAACCAUCCUAGCCCAGAUUACCAAAAUACUCCAAAGAAGAAGGCCCAAGACAAAACCCAAGCCCAUGUCAUUGAGCCCCAUUCUAGCCCAAAAAAUGAACAACCAAGCAACAGGAAAGAUAAUGUUGAAAAUAAUCCUUGUGAUGAAGGUCACCAGGGUAAUUUCCAUCACAUGCAAUCUCCAACCUAUAGCUUAAUUGAGACCAAAAAGAUGGUAAAGCAAGAUGAAGAAGAGCCUUAUGUGGUACCAUUUGACAGAUUUACCCCUUACUAUCCACUAAAUAGCUUUUUUGCCACUCUUCCCCUUCUCAAAAAUAUUACAUCAAAAAUAACACAAGAAAGCUUUGACUUCUUUGAUGAACAAUAAAUUCUCUUCUUUUUUUUUAGGUAGGUAUCGGUUUAGUUCAGGUGGUUCAAGUGAAAGUCGAAGAGAUGGAUAGGCAUUAGUUAAAUUAAGGUGAAAUGAGCCAGAAAGAGGUGCCAACCCUCGAUUUUUCUACUUAUUUUUUUUGCUUUUGUAUUUGCUCAUAUUACUUUGAGGAAAUGUAUUGUAAAUUAAUUAAUAACACAUGUUAGAUAUGCAUGAUACUCUGCCUUGCAUCCAAUAUAAAGAAUUUAUCGUGUUUUCCUAGAAAAUACCUCUUCAUAUUGACAUAAUAGUCACGUAUAUUAUAUUAGAAUAUUCGAAAAAUAUAAUCACAGUUUCUAAAAUGGUAAUGGUCGUGAUUCAUAUAGUAUUGAUAAAAUAUUGUUAUUGUUGGUGUUCACAAGGAUUUUAUUUUUGAACGAGGCAUUACAAUAGUAUAAAGUAUAACAUGCUAUCUUUGUUUAUUGAUAAAAUAUUGUUAUUGUUGGUGUUCACAAGGAUUUUAUUUUUGAACGAGGCAUUACAAUAGUAUAUAGUAUAACAUGCUAUCUUUGUUUAUUGAUAAAAUAUUGUUAUUGUUGGUGUUCACAAGGAUUUUAUUUUUGAACGAGGCAUUACAAU